UCUGCGUAUGAAUCAGUUCCAAAGGGAAGAUUCUGCCCGCCAUUUACCGGCAUUUUACUAAUUAAAGGUUAUACUAGUAGUGUACGGCUAGUGACACUAAACACCAGGCUCGCCGGCUUUAAACGAUUCAAAAAUUAUAGCAAAAACUUAAGAAAACCGAAUUAAAGCAAACGACCGAGAAACAUAUCUGCGGGUGGACCUAGUUGAUGUAGACACGUCAACGGUACUUUACGUCUAGCAGCUUCUUGAGAGCCAGUACCAUCAAUCGCAGGACCAGUAGCGCGUGAACCGCAAAAUUGCCCAAAAAAAUCGUUGUGCUGGUUAAAGCGUAAUAUCCAAAUUCUGAACGAUUUUUAAGGUACGUUUCUUACGGGUGAUCAGCUUCUUGAGCACGAAAAGAUCCACAGCGGCUGUGAACGAUAGAUAUAUCUAUCUACCUACCUAUGUAGUGUAUCUAUUUAGGUAGAAGUUUCGUGCCCUCCCCGUUUUGUACCUUACCGGUGUAGCCUGCUUUAAUCCACCCCCCCCGCGGUGGUGAGUAUAUGAUGCAGCAGCAUCCAUCGCGCACCCUUGUGUCGCCCCUGCUGAGCAGCGUGUUUUGCCAGUGCGAUACAGGUCCUAGUGCUGGCUGUAAUCCUGUCAUGGACCCCGGGGGUGGAGAACUUGAUUGUGAACCUUGUGGGGGGCUGAUCUGUGGUGGCCCCGACCAGGAUCGUCGACUUCAAAUCCUUUUCCAAGUUUUGGACGUGAACAAGGAUGGUGGUAUCUGUGUCAACGACUUGGCGGUUGGACUGAAGAGAUUAGGGCUUCAUCGGACCGAGAACGAGCUUUUGAAAAUCGUCAAAGCAGGUGAUAAAGAUCUCGAUGGUCAGCUGGAUUUUGAAGAAUUUGUCCAUUAUCUUAGAGAUCAUGAAAAGAAGCUAAGACUGGUAUUCAAGAGCCUCGACAAAAAAAAUGAUGGCCGGAUUGAUGCUCAAGAGAUCAUGCAGUCCCUCCGAGACCUGGGUGUUCAUAUUUCUGAGCAGCAAGCUGAAAAAAUCCUCAAGAGAAUAAGGACGGGCCACCAGUGGGGCCCUGUUGCAUACAUGGAUAAAAAUGGUACCAUGACAAUCGAUUGGAAUGAGUGGCGGGACUAUCAUCUUUUGCACCCAGCAGAUAACAUUCCUGAAAUCAUUCUUUAUUGGAAGCACUCCACGAUUUUUGAUGUAGGUGAGAAUCUAACUGUCCCAGAUGAAUUCACAGCAGAAGAAAAGCAAACAGGGAUGUGGUGGAGACACUUGGUUGCUGGAGGAGGUGCAGGUGCUGUAUCCCGAACAUGUACAGCUCCUUUGGAUAGACUGAAAGUACUCAUGCAGGUACAUGCUUCAAGAAGCAAUAAUAUGUGUAUCAUAGGUGGUUUUACGCAGAUGGUUAGAGAAGGAGGUCUCAGGUCAUUGUGGAGAGGCAAUGGCAUCAACGUAUUGAAGAUUGGUCCAGAGUCUGCAAUAAAAUUCAUGGCCUAUGAACAGAUCAAACGGCUGAUCUGCAAUGAGCAUGAGACACUUUGCAUUCAAGAGAGAUUUAUAGCUGGCUCACUUGCUGGGGCUAUUGCACAGAGCAGCAUCUACCCAAUGGAGGUUUUAAAGACAAGGUUAACUCUGCGAAAAACUGGACAGUAUGUUGGCAUGGUGGACUGUGCAAAGCAGAUAUUGCGGAAGGAAGGUGUAGCUGCAUUGUAUAAAGGUUAUAUUCCCAAUGUGCUGGGGAUUAUUCCAUAUGCUGGCAUUGACCUAGCUGUGUACGAGACCUUAAAGAACUCCUGGUUACAGCGCUAUGCCACCGACAGUGCAGAUCCUGGUGUCUUUGUUUUACUUGCGUGUGGCACAAUAUCCAGCACCUGUGGCCAGUUGGCUAGUUACCCCCUAGCUCUAGUUCGAACACGCAUGCAAGCACAAGCUUCUGUGGAAGGAUCACAACCUGUAACAAUGAAGGGACUGUUCAAGCAUAUUCUUAGAACAGAAGGUGCAUUUGGACUGUACAGAGGUUUGACACCUAACUUCAUGAAGGUGAUCCCUGCUGUUAGCAUCAGCUAUGUGGUCUAUGAAAAUCUAAAGAUGACCCUUGGUGUGCAGUCCCGAUGAUAUAAGAACUUGAGAGUUUAGGAUUGAAAUCUUGGGGUUUCCCUCAAGGUUUAGAAACUAUCAUUCUGUGAAUGUUGGAUGGUAAAAGCAUGACACUACAGUAAUCGAAGAGCUGGGAAUCCACAAAGAUGGAUGAAGAGAAAACACCUUAUUGAAUAUUAUGUGGAAGUAGCUGCUUGGCUUUUGAACUGAGCCCCUUUAAGUACCCAAUGGGUAGUGAAUUAUUAAACUGUGCAUCAAACAACUUGUGGACCAAAUGAGUAAAGCCUGCUCCUUGCCUGUUUUUUUUUUUUUUUUUUUGGUAAGACCGAUGUAAAUACCAACUGCAAGAAACAGUGAGAAAUGUAAUUGUGUUGGGGGCCUCUUGCCAAACCAAACAUACAUGUAGCUGUAUAUUAAAGGAGUACUUGAAGCGUUCUAGGAUUGCCUGUCAACCUGCACAACUUCCUGCUUUCAGUUUCUAACUGACAGUUUGCCUAAGACAAGGACUCUUUCACCAGUGUUUAUCAAGGCAGCACUAAGGACGUUAUUUGUUUUUGUCGUAAUUUUAACUUCAGUCUUAUUUUAUUGUGUGUUAAGUCUAGUCACAUAACUGAAAUUAUUUAUUGAAUAUUUAUUGUUUACAAAACAUAUUUUAUUUGUUUCAUGUGUAAUAUCAUUUGUCAGGAGAUGAGAAUGUGAGCUACAUGUGACCGAGAUGCUUUCUUCAAAUUUUGACUAUACCUUGUCAAAAUCUCCAUUCUGUGCAGGUUCGGCAUGGCAUGUAGAAUAUAUAGUGUGCAUAAGUGUCUUACAAAGGAUAAGUAAAUAUAAUUUAUUUUUCUAAGUAUGUCUUACAUUGCUAACCAGAUAUAUAUUUAUUAAUUCCGAAUACAGAAUAUGCCCCAUCAGUCGGUGGAAUGUGGAAAGACUGUGGUUUUUAGAUUAGUAAUAACCCCUUGUUUAGUAAGUAUAUGCUACAGAUGUCUGUCAUGGUGAGUGUUUGAAAAUAGCAGUAGGUGCGGGAAGAUAGUAGAAGCUCAGACAAUUAACUUACAGGAUAGAUUUAUGGUCUGUGUGUGUAUUUCUAACUGUCGUGGAUAGGGUUAAUUUUAUCAGGGUUGCUACCUGCUGUUUCCCAGGCUCUAAUUUUGAAGACUGUAGGAAUUUAGAUCUCUGGCAUAUGUUAGAAGCUGUGGUGGCUUGUUCUAACUGUAGCUUUUGAACAGUGCUAUGUAGAUGAACAUUGAGUGUUUGCAUUUUGUGUUAUUUCUGCUGGGUAUGGUUAAUCCCGCCAUGAUUUUGUUAUUACCAGAGAGCAUGUACCUGUUGUACUUUAUGAAUCCUAUUCCUACAAGCUGGAAGGCUUCCAAGAAAGCUAGACAUUUUAGCACAUUUUAUUGCUGUAGGUUAACAGCAAAUCUUACUGUGUGCAUAAGGUAAAGUUGAGCACUUACCAUACAUUCAGUGCUGUGGCAAUACAGUACUUCCAUAGAGCCAGAUUAAGGUUCCCAGAACUUUGACAUUCAUUCUAGAAUUAUGCAUGUUCAUUCCUUGCGGUACCAAAAAGUAAAUGUUUUUGAACUGUGCAGUUCUAGAGGAAAGCAGGCUGAUAUGCCAACACCCACAAUACAGGAUCUUCCUGUUUUAGUAAUUUUAUAAUUUCAAAAAUCCUUUAGCAGGGGCAUUUGACCUUUCUACAUUUGAAACUAGCCACUUUUGCAGCACAGUUACUCAGUGGUAAACUAGUCACUUUUGCAGCACAGUUACUCUGUGGAAUCUGUAUCUUUUUCCUGUGUCUGCAUGAGUUUUCUAUGGGUGCUCAGGUUUUCUUUUAGAUUGCAUAACUACUGACAAAAUGUCCUUGCCUUGUAGUUAAAUGGAAAUCUUAUUUGAACUAGCACCAUUUUUUUUCUUUAAACACGACUGUAACAAAACAGCUUUGCCUCUGAGCCAUUUCUUUCUGAUUGUGUGAUACUGCCUUCUAACCAUUGGUAUACAAUGAUCCUGUCAGAGGCUUCAUUACAGCUUGUACUGUGUUGUCAGUUUUUCAGACUUCCUUAUCUUGCAUGAAGGAAACUGUUUGGUCUUCAUUCUCAGGGUAGAUGAAAAGAUGGUCUCUUGCAAGUUGUGUUUGAUUGUGAUCUGGUAUGUUGAUUUGGAAGAUGUAAUGAGAGGAGGGACACAGACAUAAGUAUUAGCCAUUUUAAGAAGAAACUGAUAGUUUGCACUUUGAAUAUUUUAUUACAAAAAGACUGGUUACUGGAAAAAUGGUUCUGUACAAAAGCAAACCUUAGUCUUUAAUUAAGCCAAGUAAAUGGGGGUAUCAAUGUUUUAAUUUAAAAAUCAGUAUAUUAUUACUAUGGCUUAAGUUCUAGUGGUGGUGACCUGUAUUGUACAAAGAUGGAAACAUCUGCACUUGUUAGAGAAUGGACCUUAGUGGCAUCUGUCCUGGUGAUUAGCAAGUCCUCCUUGUGUUGUUCCUUGUAGGGUUAAGUGCAUUUUAAGACUUCUUUGCAAAUUUUGAAUCCUGAACUGCACAGUGAGAACUCUUUAAGUAAUUUAUAAUCCUUAAUUUCUCCAUUGAUAUAUCUGUCUGUCCCUGGUGAUUUCAUACUGUUGUUCAGAUAUUGAUCUUUCUGCCACAUUGACAGUAACCAGCAGGUCCAUUUGUUUUACUUCUGUGAAUAGAAUCUGGUAGUCUGUGUUUUAGUUGGACCCCGUGUUUAUGAGGCCCUGAAACUUCACCGAAUGUUUAAAGAACACAAGUUUGAAAGUUGAGUGCCGAGUUCUGUAUAAACUCAUACAUAAAAGUUUUACUGACAUGAAUUUGUAUGUGUAUUCCUUUCUUUGCUUACAAAGGAUUCCACACAGUUGAACAUUUCAUGUGUUCUCUAUAUAAGAUGAGUGGAUAAUGUGAAGGUAACUCAUGAGUACCAUUAUUGCUUGCCAAAAAUGUUGAAUGCAAGUCUAGCAACAAUCAAUGCAAAAAAGGCAUUUCUGUGUGGGGAAUGUUACCUUUAUGGGAACAGUCUUCAAAAUAAAAUGUUCACCAUAAUCAUAA
This is a messenger RNA of Protopterus annectens (West African lungfish), 5163 nucleotides long. It is a transcript of the gene SLC25A25, whose product is annotated as solute carrier family 25 member 25. NCBI's taxonomy places the organism in Eukaryota, Metazoa, Chordata, Ceratodontiformes, Protopteridae. Gene Ontology annotation, molecular function: ATP transmembrane transporter activity; calcium ion binding. Gene Ontology annotation, cellular component: mitochondrial inner membrane. Gene Ontology annotation, biological process: transmembrane transport. Bases 543 to 2120 code for a protein of 525 amino acids. The transcript is spliced from 11 exons. The record is from RefSeq and is a predicted model, not a curated record.